Chionomys nivalis (European snow vole) is the source of this 2648-nucleotide messenger RNA. Its product is annotated as zinc finger protein 45-like. Gene Ontology annotation, biological process: negative regulation of transcription by RNA polymerase II; regulation of immune system process; regulation of cytokine production. The transcript has a single exon. Bases 1 to 1767 code for a protein of 588 amino acids. NCBI's taxonomy places the organism in Eukaryota, Metazoa, Chordata, Mammalia, Rodentia, Cricetidae. The record is from RefSeq and is a predicted model, not a curated record.
AUGGAGUUGCUUCAGGAGGUAGGAUGGAGGUACCUGCCGCACGAGGAGCUUUUCUGCUCACGAAUCUGGCACCAAGUUACAAGGGAGUUAACCCAGGGUCGAGACUGCAUGGGGAACGCUGGAGAAACGGGCUCUCCGUUGGGGAAACAGGAUGGUGUCCAGAGUGAAGAAGCCGGCUUCAGUAAACAUUCUGAUCAGAAUUCAUUUCUUCAAGUUCACCCUGGAGAAUGCCAAGAAGAAGAGAGAUGUGUGAAAAUUUCCGGUUGCAGCCACCAUCUUUACGCUCUUCCAGGAGAGAAGCCUUACAAGUGUGAGAACCGUGGCACCUUCCAUCGGGUUUUAAGUCUUCAGUGCCGCCAGAGAGUGUACAAGAGACACAGAUCACACCAGUCUGACACACUGUUCAGAAAUCUCGGUCACAGGCCACACUUUCAUCACCACCAGAGUAUCCCCACUGCAGAAAACUCAAACGAAUAUGAGGAGUGUGGAACUCUUAGGAAAAACUCACGUGGUGAGACCCCUCUGUUAGUCCACACAGGAGAGGGACCCCAUAAAUGUGAGGCGGGUGGGGCGGGCUUCAGUCAGAGCACGUAUCUUCAAGUGGAUGGGCAAGUCCAUUCUGGAAAGGAACCAUUUCAGUGUAAGGAAUGUGGGAAGGGUUUCAGCUUGUUUUCACGGCUGCGUGCCCAUCAUCGAAUCCACACGGGAGAGAAACCGUACAGAUGUGAUGCCUGUGGCAAGGGCUUUAGCUACAGCUCACACCUUAACAUCCAUAGUAGAAUGCACACAGGAGAAAAGCCCUAUAAGUGUGGGGAGUGUGGGAGAGGCUUCAGGGUAGGCUCGCACCUCCAAGUUCAUCAGAUAAGCCACAUUGGAGAGAAACCGUAUAAAUGCGAGGCAUGUGGGAAAGGCUUCUGUCGGGCCUCGAAUCUUCUGGACCAUCAGCGAGGCCACACUGGAGAGAAGCCAUAUCAAUGUGAGGCUUGUGGGAAGGGCUUCAGUCGGAGUUCUGAUUUUAACAUUCAUAUUAGAGUCCACACGGGCGAAAAACCAUACACAUGUGAGGAAUGUGGCAAAGGCUUCAGCCAGGCCUCAAACCUUCUGGCCCACCAGAGAGGCCACACUGGCGAGAAACCCUACAAAUGUAAUACGUGUGGGAAGAGCUUCCGUCGGAGUUCAGAUCUGAACGUUCACUGUAGAAUCCAUACCGGAGAGAAACCCUACAAAUGCGAGACGUGUGGCAAAGCCUUCAGUCAGUUCUCGAGUCUUCAGGUGCAUCAGCGGGUCCAUACGGGAGAGAAACCGUACCAGUGUGCAGAGUGUGGGAAGGGCUUCAGUGUGGGUUCACAGCUUCAAGCCCACCAGAGGUCCCACACCGGAGAAAGACCCUAUCAGUGCGAGGAGUGCGGGAAAGGCUUCUGUCGGGCCUCCAAUUUUCUAGCUCAUCGCGGAGUCCACACAGGAGAAAAACCGUACCAAUGCCACGUGUGUGGCAAACGCUUCCGGCAGAGGUCCUACCUCCAAGCCCACCAGAGGGUUCACACUGGCGAGAAACCGUACAAGUGCGAGGCGUGUGGGAAAGGCUUCAGCUGGAGCUCCUACCUCAAAGCCCACCAGAGGGUUCACACUGAAGAGAAACCAUACAAGUGUGAGGCCUGCGGGAAAGACUUCAGCUGGAGCUCGAGCCUCGUGAUUCACCAGCGAGUCCAUGCUGACGCUGAAUGUGGCAAGGGUCCUUCUUCAUCGGAGGAUUCAUAUGGAAAAUAAACUCUACAAACUUACGUCUAAUCCAAACUGUCAAAGAGCACAGAAAAUCAUCUCAUAAUUGGGAGUGUAUGUUAGCUAGAGUUAUCAUAGAUUCUCAUGGUGUUUGGGAGACCAGACAUCACAGGGAACUAGUGUGGACCUUUGAUUGUUUCGUUCAGAAUCUUGACCCUAAUCAGAUCUAUGCAGAUGAGAUGCCCGGAAAAGACAAACCUGACCUGGAAUUAACUAGAAGCACAACCCUGUUCAGUAGGAUUUACACUCCAAUAGAAAGGAGACAUCAUUCACAGUCAAAUUUUCCCCGCCUUUCCAGUGCCUUUCAAUAAUUGUUAAGAAAGCCAGACAUAAUGGCUCACAGUUGUAAUUCCAGCUCUCAGGAGGCCGAGGGGAGACAUUUUCUAUAGGAUCAGCCUGAGCUAUGGUGUGAGACCCCCAUCUCAACACACCAAAGUACUAACAAUAAGCUGUGUGAGGAACAAUCGUUUGAAACGUUUUAUUAAAUUCUCUCCCAGAGUUUCUAUAAAGACGUUCUCAGAAGUGUUCUAGAAGGCUUGCAGAGCAUAUGAAUUAGAUGUCUGUGCUCCUUUCCCCAAAUCUGUAGGGAAUAUCGGUCAGACUGAAGCUCCUGUGUGCAGACGUGGCGUCGUGGACAGCGCUUCUGUAUGCUAACAGUGUCAACAUGCACAAGUCACAUUUCGGCCUUCCUGAGUUUGGACAAAUGAAUUCACAUGCAAUUCUCUCCAGCACCAGUGUCUGAAUGCUCCUGCUAAGCAGGCGCUUUAUGGCCAUUUCCCGUCAGUCCCGCCCUCGGUGGCAACAAGUGCAGCUCCCAGAUUGCACUUUGUGUGGGUUUGUUCUUGAGUUUCUUGUAGAUUAAAUGUGGA